AUGUGUCGGAUCUGCCUGGAAACGGUUCUGCCCACAGUGGUCCCUCCCUCCGAAAACCUUCCAGACUUCCUCCAAGCUAAGCUGAGAGUCGUGUACGAGUCGUCCGAUCCGGAGCUCGGCCGACUUCUUCGUCCCUGCAAGUGCAAAGGGUCCUCGCGUUAUGUCCACGAGGGUUGCCUUCAGGCCUGGCGCCACGCCGAUCCCGGCUAUGGGAAGAGAAACUACUGGCAAUGUCCGACCUGUGGCUUUCAGUAUCGACUGGAUCGUCUGAAAUGGGCGCACUGGAUCGGUAGUACUCUCGCCCAGCUCGCCCUGACCGUGGUGAUCUUAAUUUGUACCGUAUUUCUGCUUGGUUUUGUUGCUGACCCGAUCCUAAACUAUUACCUCGACCCUGUGGGAGCCAUCUACUCGGACAUUUUGGAACCCGACCCGGUGUUGCCGGCCGACGAGACCUCUUCCUGGGUCGAGCAUUUUGCUAAAGGACUAGCCUCCCUAGGCGUAUUGUCGUUCAUCAAGGCCAUGUUUGCCCUUUCUCCCUGGAACUUUUUCAACACUCGAAGCUCUGUCGUCUUCGGCAAUGGCAGGACCACUGGCCGGAACCGAGUCGCCUCGAUCAGUUGGAUGGUCAUUUUGGUUGGCGUCGUCACGUUCCUCUGGACUGUAUUCAAAGGAGUACGGUCCUGGAGUGGGAGGACGCUGCAACAUGCUGGGGAACGCGUCAUGGAUGUCCCGCUGCCGGACGACGAAGAUGAGGAUGAUGCUACUUCAUCGACGGAAGAUCCGCAGCAACGUAAAAAGGAUGAUUGA
Aspergillus terreus NIH2624 is the source of this 807-nucleotide messenger RNA. RefSeq names its product E3 ubiquitin-protein ligase MARCH. NCBI's taxonomy places the organism in Eukaryota, Fungi, Ascomycota, Eurotiomycetes, Eurotiales, Aspergillaceae. The transcript is spliced from 2 exons. The record is from RefSeq and is a predicted model, not a curated record. Gene Ontology annotation, molecular function: zinc ion binding. The coding region runs from base 1 to 807 and encodes 268 amino acids.